AUGCCUACUUUCCAAGACUCCAUCCCCUCCACACCCGCGGGUCCCUCCUCAUCCCCCACCCCCGCCUCCUCCAGACCCUCCACCUCAACCCAAGAGACGCUGCACGGCGCAGCCGCCGCUCUAUCCGCGCACGGCCUCGACCUGUGCCCGCACUGCUUCCGCGAGAUGAAGCACUGCGACGAGCGAUUUGAGUUCGCAUAG
Messenger RNA from Dothidotthia symphoricarpi CBS 119687, 201 nucleotides. RefSeq lists its product as uncharacterized. Bases 1 to 201 code for a protein of 66 amino acids. NCBI's taxonomy places the organism in Eukaryota, Fungi, Ascomycota, Dothideomycetes, Pleosporales, Dothidotthiaceae. The transcript has 2 exons. The record is from RefSeq and is a predicted model, not a curated record.